AUGAAGUAUGGGAAGUACUUAGCCAAGCGCCAACUGGAUAUUCCAGAGUACUCAAAUUACUUUAUGAACUAUAAGGCUCUUAAAAAGGUCAUCAAAUCUCUUUCUGCCCCAGUUGCCGCUAGAUCUCCUCAAGAUGUUGAGAAAAUCCUUCAAGAUAACAAAGCCUCUUUCUUUUUCCGCGUCGAAAGAGAACUUGAAAAAGUCAAUGCCUUUUAUAUUCAAAAAGAAGCAGAGCUUAAACUCCGACUAGACAUUUUAAUACAAAAAAAAAUCACAGCUUAUCAAAGUGGCGCCCUAUUAUCUUCUUCAACCUCAUCUCUCGCUUAUAUCACUCUCCAUGAAGGCUUUCAGCGAUUUCUUAGAGACCUCGACAAACUAGAACAGUUUAUAGAACUCAAUGCAACAGGGUUUUCCAAAGUUCUCAAGAAAUGGGACAAGCGCUCAAAGUCACAAACAAAAGAACUUUAUCUUUCCCGCGCCGUUGAAGUCCAACCUGUUUUCCAUCGCGAAGAGCUUGCUGACAUGUCAGACAAGGCAUCAACUUCAAUUCUUGAACUAAAGGCUUGGGCCGAAGGUGAUUCCGUCUUUUUUGAGGGUAAAAGUAGCGAUGACAAGACCUCGGAAAAGGACAACGUAAAUACCCAAAAGUCUGCUAAUACUACUGCAACAUCAACUACCACUACAACAUCAAACAUCAAGGUCAAUCUUCAAAAUCCUAUAGAACAGUCUCAAAUCUUGACCUCAUCAACUGAUGAUCUUUACUAUGAAUUCAUCAAAACUGCUUCUUCUACUGAUACCAACUCUGAUACCACAAAAAAGGUUUUUGCAGAAUGGAUCUCUCGCCUUUCCCAACUUGAAGGCGCAAAAGAACGUAUUACAAGUAUCUUCUUGUUAGCUAUCCCAACAAAGGCAUCUGAUGCCGCUCUUAUUGCACUCUACGAUUCUGGCUAUGUGGAUAUUCAUGCCAUUGACGAAAUCAAUAACCAAUCUGUUCUCCACAAGGCUGCAAUGGUAGGAAGAACAGUCAUUGUAGAUUUGGCUCUAGAUCAAGGUGUUUCUCCAUCUUCCCAAGAUACUUAUGGCCGUACCCCCCUUCAUUACGCCUGUCUUCACAAUAAUGUCGAUCUGAUUGAAAAAUUUAUUAAAAAGGGCGCUAAUGUUGAUGCUUUGGAUAAAGACAACUUCUCUCCUUUAUUAUGUGCAAUUAUCUCCAAAAAUUCCCAAUGUGUCCGUCUUCUCAUCAACUUUGGAGCAAAGGGUGAUGGUGAUUCUGAAAAGUUGUACAUCCCGCUUAAUUUUGCUUGCCAAUACGGCAUUUACGAUGCUACAGAGAUGAUUCUCAAUCGCUGGCCUAAUGUCAUCAAACCAGAUGCCGAGGGUUUAUAUCCUAUUCACAUUGUUGCUAGAGCAGGCCAUCAUAACCUCAUUCCUCUUCUCACUAAAUAUGGCACCAAUGUCAACCAAGUCGACAAGCUCAACAAAUGGACAGCUCUUUUUUAUGCCGCAUCCGAAGGCCAUGCACUAGCUGUUAGGGAACUUCUCAAGGCAAAUGCACAUGUCGACAUUUUAGAUGAAGAUGGGCACACUCCUCUUUACUAUGCUACAUGGGAGGGCCAUGUGGAAUGUGUUGAAGAGCUUUCUGCUGCUUUGGCCAAAUCAAACGGCUCCUCUUGUGACCAAUCAAUUCCCAUUCCAAUCAACAACAACACAAAUAAUACUGCAGCCUCAUCUUCUGCAAUUUCAAUACCUUCAAACACUGCCAACAGUUUUUCUAGUAACUUUAUGGACCCCUCAUCUUACUCCUCAUCUCUUUCUCCAAAUGACAUGGACAUUGAGAACUUGGAUAUGGAUGGUAUCCCUGAUUUGUCUCUCCCUCCUCCAAUUCUCCCCCUGCGUCGCUAUGGUCACAAUUUCCUUGACAAGAAAAUUUUUGUACAACUUCUUUUUGAUGCUGCUUCUUCUUCUUCAUCCAAAAUCCCAGUUAUUGAAUUUGACAAGGAUGAUGACACUCUGCCUGCAGGUCGCUUGACCAUUUCCUCAAGAAACAAUCAUGAAAUAAUUCCGCAAAGCAUUAUUUUACCCAUUUCCGAAAAUGACAAGACUAGAAUCUCUUUCCAAGUUGAUUCUCUUGAAAACUUUGCAAUCGAUUUUGAAAUUUAUCCAACUUAUGGUACAAAGAUUGUGGCUAAAACUGCAGCCUUAUCUUACAUUUUUAACCAGCAACAAGCAUUCAAUCCAGAAAAUCAGCAUAUUCUCGGAACUAGACAUUUCUGUACUCUCCCUCUCUUUGAUAUGCGUCUUCAAACAGUGGGAAGAAUUAACUUUGCUUUUCAAAUUGUAUUGCCAUUUUCUGGUAAACCGUUGGAAAUUACCAAGUUUGACACUUACUGGAAGUCAACGUCCCAAUUCGACCAACAGGGUCAAGGGUCGCAGCAACAACAACAACAACAGCAGCAACAGCAACCUCAAUUACCUCAACAAGUUUUGCAUGAUACAUCCUCUCUACUCAACUCGUCACUGCCGGCCCUUCCUGCUAGUAAUAAUAACUCCCAUACAUCGCAGGUUCAAAUGCUGCUACAAUCUCAAAGAUCUGGUUCCCCCAUUAUUAGCAAUACUUUGAAUAGCAUAAUCGCUGGUGGAACCAAUACCCCCACUGGUCAUUCCUCCUCAAUUUAUGGCCACGGUGCUCACCCUCCUGCACCAACUGGACCCUCUUCAUUUUCUUCUUCAUUCCACCACCACCAUGGCUUUUCACAAACCCUCUCACUUGUCACUGCUUCCUCACUUUCUGGUGAGUUUUCUCGCAUCAGUGUCUGCUUAACGCGUGAUCUGAUACCAGUGGUGGCGAAUUUUUGGAAUAUUUAUGUCAACAAGGUGGUGGACGUCCCCAUUGGUCAUUUAAAUCUUUACCAGAUUCUUUCCCUUUCUUCGUCUGGUGUCCCCCCCAAGGAUUAUCUGGUUGAGACAAAACGCAAGCUGGCUGCUGCCUCUUCUCCUGAAGAAUUGCAUAAGGCUCUUUCCAAGUGCAACCGCAUCAUUCCGUUGAAGGAUUUUCUGCAAGCCACUCCAGUUGAGGCUAAGCUCGACAUUUCUGUUUUGUACCCCACGCGUGCCGAGGCUGUCUACAUGAACCUCGGAGUAAACACUUUCCCUGAUCUUAACGUUUAUGUGGACAAAAUUCUUACAGUCUUGUUUGACCAUGUUCGUGAGGUACGCAGUUCCCGGAACCCAGAAAAUGCGCCAUAUGGUGGAACUCCUUCACAAACGCGAUCCGUAAUUUUCUCUUCUGCCCAUCCGGACGUGUGCACAGUGCUCAACUGGAAACAGCCCAACUAUCCUGUGUUUUUCCACGCAAACGCAGUUAAAAUUGAUACAGGGGUACUCAAAUCCGCGGUACUCAAAAAACGCAGAGAGGAUAGCGAUGGUGACGUGCAGCUUGGCGAUGAGGAGGAAACUGGAAGCUCAAAUGCUCACGCGUUUAGUAUUUUCAGUGCACAUGGACUGCCUGUCCCUGAAACUGACCGUCGGUGCACUUCUCUCAAGGAAGCUACACUGUUUGCUGCAAACAAUAACCUCCUAGGUCUUAUUGUCAGUGCAGAUUUGCUUUCACUUGUUCCCAGCUUGGUAAGCACCAUUCGUGUGUUUGGCCUUGUUUUGGUGAGCGAAUGCAAAGACAAUGAGCCAGCAACAACUGCAGAUGAAAGUUCUUCUGUUGCUUCUGUUGCUCCUGUUGCUCCUGUUACUAAUUCUUUGCCAGUACCCAAGCCAGUUAAUGGAAAGCCAAAGUCGUCUUCUCUUUCAGAAAUGCUAUCGUCUAAGGAAUCAGAUCGAAAUUCGUUGAAUGAUGCAAAAACUACUACUGUCCCUACAACUACAAAUAUUCUGACUUCACCCCUAAUUGCCUCGCUCAUUUCGUCUACCUUGGAUACUAGGGUAACAGGAUCUGGGACUUCGUUACUCAAUAACUCGACAACGCCUAGUGCUCAACAACAGAUGGCUAUGUUACCUGGGGUUGAUGGGUUCCGUAAUGGAAAUGUACUCAAGUUUAAGGGUGCUAUAGACAUGUAA
Molecule: messenger RNA, 4068 nt
Organism: Magnusiomyces paraingens
Lineage: Eukaryota; Fungi; Ascomycota; Dipodascomycetes; Dipodascales; Dipodascaceae
Exons: 2
Coding region: 1-4068 (1355 amino acids)
Biological process (GO): lipid metabolic process
Molecular function (GO): phosphoric diester hydrolase activity; protein binding
Source: RefSeq, a predicted model, not a curated record